Molecule: messenger RNA, 3195 nt
Organism: Saxophila tyrrhenica
Lineage: Eukaryota; Fungi; Ascomycota; Dothideomycetes; Mycosphaerellales; Extremaceae
Exons: 2
Coding region: 1-3195 (1064 amino acids)
Molecular function (GO): ATP binding; ATP-dependent chromatin remodeler activity
Source: RefSeq, a predicted model, not a curated record
AUGGCAGCCCGCAAAUUCGGCAGUGGCUCGCGCCACCUCUCCAUCGAAGAACGGGUCAACAUCGCAGAAGGCGAAGACGAGCUGAGUGAGUCCGACGACGGGCUUGAUAUGGUCAAGACGAACGGCAAAGGCCAGGUCAGCUUCGACGAGUACAUCAACUCCAUCGACGCCGGCGACAACAUGGUCGAGAUAUCAUCGGACGAGGGGAGCCCAGCCGCGAAGAAGCAGCGGCGCGGCAUCUACCACGAGGAGAAGGGCGAGCGGGUGGCCUUUGAUGACGACGAGGACUCCGAUGCGGUCUACAAGAGCUUCAUCAAGCGGCACACUGAGAAGAAGAAGAAAGCUGCCGCCAGCAACAAGCGGGUGAAGGCUCGAGCUGCUGGCUCAUCUCUGGUCGGCAAGAGAGCGAAGCCUGCAAGGAAGGCCAAGGAUGAGAACCAGGUGUAUGGAGACCCUAGUGAUGACGACAAGGAACUCAUGGAAGACUCCCUGCCGGAGUAUCUGCAGACACGCAUGAAGGAAUGGGAGAGGUGCAAGCAGAGAUUGGGCGAGAAGGGCUUGAGGCUACCUCCAACGUACGACGACAUGUACUUCUCGGACGACGAGCGGCUCGAGACGCUCAAGGAGCGCCCCAAGUUGCCUACCAACGCACAUCCUGGCAACUACGAGGAUCACUUCAUGCCGAAGUCUGGCGGACUGAUACCCGCGCCAAUCGCGCAGUAUCUACGGAAUUAUCAGGUCGAAGGCGCAGAGUUCCUGCACGAGAAGUUUGUGUUCCAGCAAGGCGGUAUUCUAGGUGAUGACAUGGGUUUGGGCAAGACAAUCCAGGUCAUAGCUUUCCUCACUGCAGCGUUUGGUAAGACGGGCGACGAGCGCGACAAGAAGCGCAUGCGCAAGUCACGCCGAAAGGACGAGCACCGCUUCUAUCCCAAAGUACUCAUCAUCUGUCCUGGCAGCUUGAUGUCAAAUUGGCGGUCAGAGCUGGAGCGUUGGGGCUGGUGGCACAUCGCCACUUACCACAACAGUGGAAAAGCGGACGCAAUCGCUGCCGCAGAGCAAGGACGGCUCGAAAUCAUGAUCACGACAUAUCAAACCUACCGGCUGGACCAAAGCGCCAUCAACAGCGUGAUGUGGGACUGUGUCAUUGCCGAUGAGUGCCACAUCAUCAAGGAGAGGAAGUCAGAGAUCACCAAAUCCAUGAAUCGUGUCAACGCUCUCUGCCGGAUCGGGCUCACCGGCACUGCGAUACAGAACAAGUACGAGGAGCUGUGGACGCUCCUGAAUUGGACUAAUCCCGGCACCUUUGGCCCCAUGAACGCCUGGAAGCAAGCCAUCUGCAUCCCUCUCAAGCUGGGGCAGAGCUACGAUGCAACCAACGCACAGCUUGCUAAAGCGAGACGAACAGCGACCAAGCUCCGCGACAAUCUGCUGCCUCAGUUCUUUCGCCGACGAACCAAGAAGAUGAUCGCAGCUGAGCUGCCCAAGAAGAGUGACCGUGUCGUCUUCUGCCCGAUGACCGACACUCAAGCCGAUGCCUACAACAACUUCUGCGAUUCCGAAAUCGUCCAGGCAAUUCGACAUGCUGUAGAUCCUUGCACCUGCGGCUCGGGGAAGAAACAAGGUUGGUGCUGCUACCAACUCGUCGACGGGCAGAAAUGGCAGAACUUCGUGUUCCCGGUCAUGAUCACUCUGCAGAAGCUGUCGAGCCACGUUGCUCUCCUCAUACCGUCCAACGAGUCAGACAGAGAGCGUCACGACAAGGACCUGGAGCUGCUUCGCACCGCCUUGCCCGACAUGUGGGAAAGCCUGUACCGCGAACGCCAGACCAUCAUGAAUUACGGCAACACGGCGUUCUGCGGCAAGUGGAAGAUUCUGCGCAAGCUGCUGUCCUACUGGCACGAGAAUGGAGACAAAGUGCUGGUCUUCAGCUACUCUGUCCGCCUGCUCAAGAUGCUGACCAUCCUCUUCAAAUCGACAACGUCCUACAACGUAUCCUAUCUCGACGGUAGCAUGAGCUACGAGGAACGGCAGAACACUGUGGACGAGUUCAAUUCGGAUCCACGCCAGUUCGUCUUCCUCAUCUCCACCAAAGCGGGUGGUGUCGGUUUGAACAUCACAUCAGCGAACAAAGUUGUUGUGGUCGAUCCCAAUUGGAACCCUUCCUACGACCUCCAAGCACAAGACCGCGCAUAUCGCAUUGGCCAGACGCGUGACGUGCAAGUCUUCCGCCUGAUCUCCGUUGGCACUAUCGAAGAGUGCAUCUACGCUCGGCAGAUCUACAAGCAGCAGCAAGCCAACAUUGGCUAUAACGCUUCCGUUGAGCGUCGCUACUUCAAGGGUGUGCAAGGGCAAAAGGAGCAGAAGGGCGAGAUCUUUGGGCUGGGGAACAUGUUCGCUCCUCUUUCGACCAACAUAAAGCUCCGCGACAUCGUCAACAACACCAACAUCGCCGAAACACGGGCUGGCGUCGAGAUCGCGGGUCUGGAUAUGGAGGCUUCUCAAGACGACGACGAUGACACUUCCGACCCUCUACUGGAGGAAGGGAAAGCAGAUGCAGCCAUGAGCCAGCUCGCCGCUGAUAUCAUCGACGAGCCCGGUCUACGGAGGAAGGCGGCGGCAAAGACGGCGAAGAAGAAAGACGCCGUCCAAGCCAUCCUCGCCUCUGCUGGAGUGGAGUACACACACGAAAACGCCGAAGUCGUCGGCACAAGCAAGAUCGAGAUGAAAAUCUCCUCCCGCGCCCAGAAAGCCGGCAAUGACAUCGGCCUCGACACGGACUACGCCUUCGCCCGCAACGCUUCACAGCUCGACCCCGUCGCCGAAGCGAGUAAAUCUCACGCAGCUGCCGCGCCAGGCUCAGACGACGGCGACACGGACGACGAUCUCGACUCCAAAGCAGUGAAGUACAAGUAUCGGCCGCCGAAGGAUGUGCUGCAACGCCAGUUCUGCUCGAUGGCGAAGGUGUUUGGGUAUGAGGAUCCGACGGAGUUUGCGCUGGUGGUGGAGGGCUGGACGCAGGAGCAGAGGAGGAGGUGUUUGGAGCGGUUCUAUGAGGGGCGGAGGGAGAAGUGUCGGGAGUUGAGCUUCCCAUACGAUCAAGAAGGUGGCAACGACAACGCCAGCGCCAGCGCCAGCCCUGAAGGCAACGACAAAACAACUCCGGGGAAGAAGGCGACUCUGACCAUCACAACGUAG